Messenger RNA from Blepharisma stoltei, 1126 nucleotides. Lineage: Eukaryota; Ciliophora; Heterotrichea; Heterotrichida; Blepharismidae. The record is from the annotation of a GenBank genome assembly.
AUGGUAAAAAAUCUCAAGUCUAACACUCAUAGUAAAACAAGAAGACCCUUACAAAAAGCCAACUUCAUUCAAACAGUCGAUAUUUUCAACCUAAAGAAUAAUCAUGAACCAUUUCAAGUAGAAAUCCCAUUAAACAAACUUUUCCAAGAGAAAAUAGCUCGUACUGCACGCACAAAGUGGUGAAAGGUUACAGAAAACACCAAAGAGUUUCUCGAUGGCUUUCAAAUCGUAAUCCUAAAUUGCUAUCGUGGGCCUGAACACGGGAGCGUUGAGAAAGAAACUCUUGCCUUUUCAUGGCCAAUAGAAUCCAUCGAUGAAGAAGAUAUAGAAGCAUGCAUAAUAACCGGCGAGAUGGAUGACUUUUACAUUCAAGGAAACAACCCAGAUAUAAACUUAACUCGUCUCUAUUCCUGCCACCCUCUUGAUGACAAAGAUCUCGAAGAAUUCAAACUGAAUGAACGAGAUCUAAAAAAAAGUAAAUGUCUUUCGGCUUUGGGAUGGAAAAUUUUUAUGUGAUACUAGGGACCCUCAAUAUGAAAAUAUUCUACCAAUCAAGCUCUAUCAUUGGCACAUAAAUCAUUUUUAUGCUAUACAUUUUGAAAUGGAUAAGGCUACAGCAGCACCUUCUGAUCAAGAAAUUUUGAACCUAUAUUCUGAAGAAUGACUGCGAGAAAAUUAUGAUAAAACGCUACAUCUACUGCAAAGACCGCUGCAAAGUGCCAAUGAAUAUACAUGCGAAAUUUGUGCAAUUAUUGCAGCAGUUAUAGAAAUAAAUGGAAAAAUAAAGGAACCUCUAGAAGGAAGAUGAAAGAAUGGCGGCUAUUCUAUUGCGAUGCUUUUCAAAUCCCAAAGCAUUAUCUGCGAGAAAAUAGCAAAAUACCAAAUUGGGGUUUUUGCAGAAAGAGGUGAAAAAGUUUAUCUUCUUGUCCAUUUGCAAAAUCUCAGCGUCAUCCACUCAUCAUUUGCCAUUGUAGAAGGGCCUUUGAUUUAUUUUUAUAAUUCUUGAAUGAUGAAGCCAGUUAUUUUGAAGCUUAAAGGUCUCAAGCAAUUCACGAUCAAGGAUUUCAAAGGAAAUGGAACACUUUUUAUUCCGAAGGAGUGGUUCCGAUUAAGAGCCUUUAAAUAA